UGCGUAUUCCUCAUUAGAGUUUCGGUUUUACUGCUGUGAACAAGCAACUCAUCGGACAAUAUGAAACUCUUCCUGGUCGCUUUUGCCGUGAUCGCAGCCGUGGCUGCCGAUGUCAGCCACCUGCCCUCCAACGAGUACCUGCCUCCCGUCCAGGAGCAGCAGAUCAUCGCCGGACCCACCAACGAGUACCUAGCUCCCUUGGAGGACCAGACUGCCCCAGCCCAUGAGCUGGCCGAUGAUGGCUACCGAUACAAGACCCACAAGCGCGUGGUGGUCCGCCGCCAUCGCCGUGACGUCAACGAGCUCUCCAACGAGUACCUGCCCCCCUUCAAUGCUCCUUCCAACGAGUACCUGGCACCCGCUCAAAGUGCUCCUGAGACCAUCUUGGCCAAUGAUGGAUACCGUUACAAGACCCAGAAGCGCGUGGUUACCAAGCGUCACCGUCGUGAUGUGAGCCACUUGCCUUCCAACGAGUACCUGCCCCCUGUCCAGGCUGCCGCUCCUUCCAACGAGUAUCUGCCCCCGGUGUCCGCCCCCCUGGCCGAUGACGGUUACCGUUACAAGACCAAUCGUCGCGUUGUCUAUCGCCGUCACCGCCGUGACGUCAACGAACUCUCCAACGAGUACCUGCCUCCCGUCCAGGAGCAGCAGAUCAUCGCCGGACCCACCAACGAGUACCUAGCUCCCUUGGAGGUCCAGCCUGCCCCAGCCCAUGAGCUGGCCGAUGAUGGCUACCGAUACAAGACCCACAAGCGCGUGGUGGUCCGCCGCCAUCGCCGUGACGUCAACGAGCUCUCCAACGAGUACCUGCCCCCCUUCAAUGCUCCUUCCAACGAGUACCUGGCACCCGCUCAAAGUGCUCCUGAGACCAUCUUGGCCAAUGAUGGAUACCGUUACAAGACCCAGAAGCGCGUGGUUACCAAGCGUCACCGUCGUGAUGUGAGCCACUUGCCUUCCAACGAGUACCUGCCCCCUGUCCAGGCUGCCGCUCCUUCCAACGAGUAUCUGCCCCCGGUGUCCGCCCCCGUCCAGGUUGCUGCCCCAGCUCCCGCUCAAGUUCAGUUCGCCGCCCCCGCUCCCGUCGUGGUUGAGGCUGAGCCCGCCCAUGAGCUGGCCGAUGACGGUUACCGUUACAAGACCAAUCGUCGCGUUGUCUAUCGCCGCCACCGCCGUGACGUCAACGAACUCUCCAACGAGUACCUGCCCCCUGUCCAGGCUGUCGCUCCUUCCAACGAGUAUCUGCCCCCGGUGUCCACCCCCGUCCAGGUUGCUGCCCCAGCUCCCGCUCAAGUUCAGAUCGCCGCCCCUGUCCAGCUGGCCGCCCCCGCUCCCGUCGUGGUUGAGGCUGAGCCCGCCCAUGAGCUGGCCGAUGACGGUUACCGUUACAAGACCCAUCGUCGCGUUGUUUACCGCCGCCACCGCCGUGACGUCAACGAACUCUCCAACGAGUACCUGCCUCCCGUCCAGGAGCAGCAGAUCAUCGCCGGACCCACCAACGAGUACCUAGCUCCCUUGGAGGUCCAGCCUGCCCCAGCCCAUGAGCUGGCCGAUGAUGGCUACCGAUACAAGACCCACAAGCGCGUGGUGGUCCGCCGCCACCGCCGUGACGUCAACGAACUCUCCAACGAGUACUUGCCUCCCGUCGAGUACCUUGCCCCCGUGGAAAACACCGUCGAGGCGGCCCAUGUUCUGGCUGAUGAUGGAUACCGCUACAAGACCCACAAGCGCGUUUUGUACCGCCGCAACUAAAUCAUCCGAUAAAGGCUUCACUUGGUGAUUGAAUCGUGCUCAUUUUGGAGUGCAGACCCUACUAUUAGAAUACCUCUUUUUCAUUCAA
Drosophila mauritiana is the source of this 1837-nucleotide messenger RNA. RefSeq lists its product as uncharacterized. The record is from RefSeq and is a predicted model, not a curated record. NCBI's taxonomy places the organism in Eukaryota, Metazoa, Arthropoda, Insecta, Diptera, Drosophilidae. Bases 61 to 1749 code for a protein of 562 amino acids. The transcript has 3 exons.